AUCUCCCUGCAACCUCACGUGCUUUGAGGGUGAUUGAUAUUUCUGUCAUCCCCAAUUGCACAUCGGACACGUCGGCUAGGGAAGCCAAGGACCCGCUCACUGAAGCGCUGCUACUAUACUCUGCAUCCAAACUCACCAGCUCCCAUCGUCAAGUCGACGAGGAUCUCUUUGUGCUGACGACAUGACUGCAACCAACGCGCCCUCAGGGGAUCGCGCGGGCCGCCAAGCCGGGCAACCCGGAAAAGCUGAAGUCGAGCACAGACAGGAUCCGCCACAAAUAGGCGCAGCUUUGAGCAGAUUCAGCAAGAAGCCCAAACGCGCUCGCAGCAGGCCAACGAGCCAUGAGGUUAUGGAGAACGACCCGCGAAGCAUCAUCGGAGAAGGCAUGGAGAGUAGGCAGCAAGUGCACACGCAUGCUGCUGCAGACCAGGGUCUUCUCCGGCGAUCUCUAGAAGGCAUGCCACGUUUUGGCGAGGGCCUUGGCUUGGGGUUUCUCUCCACUCCCGAAUCAUCUCAGCCAAAAGGUCCGGCUCGUACGAUAAGCGCUGGGCCUGUCGUUGCACCCCGCAGGUUGAUGAGAUCUGGCAAGAGCCCGAGAGCCGCUGCAUUUGCACACACUGAAGCAGAGGACUUGCAUAGCCUGCGCCGGCAGAUCUUGGGCAAGUCGAUUCUUGGGCGACACUGGAAUGUGACGAGUAAUUUUCAGCCGUCGCAGUCCUCGAGCACGGAAAAAGCAACACCUAGUGCUUCUCGAUCGCGUGCUGGCUCGAAAUCCUCGGACCCUUGCCCACCUAUCACGAGUUCUGCGAAUGCAAGCCCCAAAGCAAGCCCAGCCGCUGGUAGCAAUUCGCCGAUCUUCCACUCGCCUGCCCUCAGCUCUGCCGCCAGCUCUCCAGCUAUCGGAUCCGGAAUCACCAGCCCCUCUGGUACUCCCGUUGUGACUGGCAGCUCCGUUUUUGCCAGCCCAGCGACGCAGCAAGAGUCAUCUUCGUCCCAUACGGCGACGAAUCCAGAGAGCUCUUCUUCAUCUUUCUCUGGUCCAAACACUGGGGCUUUCCAGGCGGCGCAGGCUCAGACCGAUAAGGCUCAUGAAGGAAAUCUCACUUCUGUAGCCGUGGCAAGUGCAGCUGGCUCCGCCGUCAUUCUCGCAGUUCUGGUGUGGUUCUUCGUCUACCGUUGUCGCCGAAGGUCACAUCAAAAGCGCUUGGCGGACGUGCUGCACAGGUUCGAGUCGGUCCGCGAAAUCUAUCGAGAUCCCUCGCGUAUGUCGAUUGCAUCGCGACCUUUCGGUCAGGCCAGCCCUUUCGACAAUUCUAUCCAUGGUCGCCGAUCCCUGUCGAUGUAUGGUAUCUCACAUGCAGAGCUCGCCCCGGAAAAAGGACGUGAAGGCGAAGAAGUUCGUGUUAUCAACUAUCUUGCUGGCCUCAAUGCAACCGAUGCAACAAGGGACGAGGCCCAGGGAGAGGCCGAUGCCGAUGCAGAAGAAGGGGGACGCGUCUCAACAGAUUUAGCUCGCACUGGGAUCGUCUCAACUACCCUUGCUCCCAGUCGAGAUGCCUCCUUCUCCUGGACUCACCCCACCUUGAUGCUACCCCCGGCGGCGGCACGGGCGAUGAGACAAGGGCAUUAUGUCAAGCGUCGCUCAGCCGUUGCAUCCGAAACUUUUGCAGAAGGCAAAGCCUUAUCGGCCCUGGGGUCAAACUCAGACGGCUCUACAGAGAAUUCCAACUCUGACCAACUAAGCUCGGGAACAAGUGGGUAUCGCUCGGCAGCUCCAUCGGAAGCCAGUGCACAGACGGAUCGUACGCUCGCAAGUUUCAACAAGUCUGCAUCGAUAAGAACAUACACAGCAGAUCAUUACGAUGCAAGUGACUCGGCAGGCACGCACCCUGCCGACACCGGCACGGAAGACUCAUGGUCCUCAGACGACGGCAACCAUCUCCGGCCUGUACAUCCGCGCGCGCCCAGGCUCCCACCUAUGCUUGUACCCUCCAUCACCCUCACCUUGGAUGACGACACCCUCGGCAUGGUUCAACGGCCCCUUUCUCUUCUCUCGUCUGACAGCUCUUGCACUUCGAUGGAUGAAGAGUUAGCUGAGAUGACGCCAGACGUAUCACUCUCUUUUCCAUGCUCGGUUUCUUCAAUGGUCCCAUCACCCGUCGCAGCAAAGCCAGCUGCCGUGCGGGACUCUUGGGCCUCUCGAGGGUCCGUCUACUCCGUGGACACAUUGCCUGAAAGGUUCUCCAAGCGAGUGUCGCAUGGUGACGCCAUAGGAGUGGAGUCUGUGGAGAAAUGCCUCGAGAUGUGCGAUUUUCCGACUCUACCCCCAUGGUCCGGCUACCACGAGCGCAGUGGUUUCCUAUCGCAAUCUAGAUGACGUGUGUGCUGUAUUUUAAUUCGAAGCACCUUGCAUCG
This is a messenger RNA of Tilletiaria anomala UBC 951, 2415 nucleotides long. RefSeq lists its product as uncharacterized. The record is from RefSeq and is a predicted model, not a curated record. Lineage: Eukaryota; Fungi; Basidiomycota; Exobasidiomycetes; Georgefischeriales; Tilletiariaceae. The transcript has 3 exons. The coding region runs from base 182 to 2377 and encodes 731 amino acids.